CACGCAGGUUAACAACCUCUUCUUUAUAUAUUCAGUCUCCAGCUACAUUGUGAGGAUUUUACCUCCAUCGUGUUCCCGCCCACUGACGUCAUUGGUCAACUGACUCAGAUGUGACAGAUUGAUUGGCUGAUUGACUUCCUGCCGGAAGAGUCCACCUUGUUGCGGCCGUUUGUUUAUGGCAUAGAUUUGUUUAUGGUCUGAGAAGAAGAAGAAGCAGUUUUAUGGCUUCCACCAUAUUUAUUCAUUAGGAGGAUUUUCCACACCACGAUAUGAAUAACUGUUUGUGCCUGUUCAGUAUUUGUAAAUGGAAUCAAGAGGGAAAAUCGAAGACGGCAGUAGUCAGCUCCAGUUUCAGCCUUUACUCAAGUACAUUUACUCAAGUUUCGCACGAGUUUGGAGUAGUUUUAAAUCAGUAUUUACAUUUUCAGCUACUUAAAUGUCAUGAUUGCAAACUCUUGAGGACUUUUUGGUAAAAUGUUUUGUUUUCUCUUUUCUUUUUGUUUGCUCUGGUUUUUACUGUGUGUGGAUUUGCAUGUGUCGUUUUUCAUGUUACAUUUCCUUGUGUGUGUGUGUGUGUGUGUCUCUCUCUAUGGCUUUAGUUAAGCCACCCUCUGUUGUGCCUUAUGGUGUCUCAUUUCCUGUUUUAUUUUGGAUUUUGUGUCCACUUCCUCUUUCACCUGUUUCUCUUGUUGGUGUAUUUACUUUCCUUAUUUUUUUCCCGCCCUUUUUUCUGCGAUUAUAUGUUUCACCUGUGUCGACCUUGUGUAUAUAGUCUCUGUGCUUCCCUUUGUCUGUUCUGUCUGCUCUGUGUUGCAACCCCUGUGAUAUCUCCUGCUAUCACCUGCGUUCUUUGCGUUUCCUUAUUUGGAUUCCCUGCGUUGGUUUUUUGAGCACUUAAAUUCACUUACUACCUGCUCUGUACCUCUGCACCUGUUUCAACAAUCUUUACAGUAACACAAGCAAUAAGAAAAAAGGUAACUUAACUAAAGUUGAGGCACACGAGGAAGGAUUACACGGAGAACCCACAAAUGAAGACCCAAAGUAAAAUAAUAUUUAAAAAAAAAUUCUAUUCUACUACAUUUCAAAGUAACGAGAUGUCCUAUUUUAAACCAACUCCAAGGGAUUAAGAAAUCCGCACUCUGAUGAAGAACAGGCACCAGGUCCAAGGUGUGGCCCCAUUGGCAGUCCAGGACAUGGGCUUGGGUCUUGUGGUAGAGGACGUACACCACCGCCCCACGUCGGGUUUUGCAGGAACAACUGGGAAAAGAUGUGGCAGGUUGUCAAAGUUAAGAUUGCCGAGUUACCAGACUUGAUAACCUACAAUAAGCAGUGAUGUCCUCCUCACAUGCACAAAGUGACUGCAAGAAGUUCCCAGUCUUCUUCGUCAAGCUAAAGGCCCCUCAGUGCGGCUCUCCCAGCCGGGCCUCAGCCUCGGCCUGUGCCCACUGUUUACUGUGACUGUCACCAGGCCCGCGGAGGCAAAAACAAAGGGGGGUCUGUUCCUAUUGUCCUGCCCAGGAUCGUCAGCCCCGUCCGUCUCUGGGCACAAACUGAGGCGAGGGUUGGGGGUUGUUGCAGGACUCGCCAACCUUACAAGCAAGGAGAGUCUCGGCGAGCGGAACGGGGCGCAAUUACGCACGAGUGCCAUGGCACCGGUUCUGGACAGACGCGCUCCCGCGCUGCUGCUGGUCUGGAGCUACUGCGUCCUGGCGGACACCGCCUUCGCCAACUUCACUCUGGACAACGAGUUCCACUCCAGCUUCAUCCACCGCCGGCUGAAGAGCCAGGAGCGCAGGGAGAUGCAGCGGGAGAUCCUGUCGAUCCUGGGGCUGCCGCACCGGCCGCGGCCGCACCUCCACGGGAAGCACAACGCGGCCCCGAUGUUCAUGUUGGACUUGUACAACGCCAUGUCCACGGAGGGCGACGAGGACAGAUACUCGUACCCCUACAAGCCCGUGUUCACCACGCAGGGGCCCCCGAUAGCCAGCCUGCAAGACAACAACUUCUUGAACGACGCAGACAUGGUCAUGAGCUUUGUCAAUUUAGUGGAGCACGACAAGGAAUUCCUCCCAGUGCGCCGCCAUCACAGGGAGUUCAGAUUCGACCUCUCCCGGAUCCCGGAGGGCGAGGCGGUCACUGCGGCCGAGUUCCGCAUCUACAAGGACUUCAUUCACGAACGUUACGACAACGAGACGUUCCGCAUCAGCGUCUACCAGGUGCUGGAGGAACACUCCGACAGGGAGUCGGAUCUGUUCCUGCUCGACUCGCGGGCGAUCUGGGCCGCGGAGGAGGGCUGGUUGGUGUUUGACGUGACGGCCACCAGCAACCACUGGGUCCUGAACCCGGGCCGGAACCUGGGGCUGCAGCUGGCGCUGGAGAGCACGAACGGUGAGAGCAUCAACCCCCGCGUGGCGGGCCUGAUCGGUCGCACCGGGCCCCAGAACAAACAGCCCUUCAUGGUGGCCUUCUUCAAAGCGACCGAGGUGCACCUGCGAAGUAUCCGCUCGGCGCCGGCCGGGGCCAAACAGCGCAACCCCAACCGCUCCAAGGGGGCGAAGAGCCAGGAGGCUCUGCGAGUGGCCAGUGUCGCAGAGAACAGCAGCACUGAUCAGAAGCAGGCCUGUAAGAAGCACGAGCUCUACGUCAGCUUCAGGGACUUGGGGUGGCAGGACUGGAUCAUCGCUCCCGAAGGAUACGCGGCCUACUACUGCGAGGGCGAGUGCGCUUUCCCGCUGAACUCCUACAUGAACGCCACAAACCACGCCAUAGUGCAAACGCUCGUUCACUUCAUCAACCCAGACACGGUUCCUAAACCUUGCUGUGCCCCGACGCAGCUCCACGCCAUCUCGGUGCUCUACUUCGACGACAGCUCCAACGUCAUCCUCAAGAAGUACCGCAACAUGGUGGUCAGAGCAUGUGGCUGCCACUAGACAUGCACGCGCACGCACACACACACACACACACACACACACACACACACACACACACACAGAGCGGAUGAACAUUGAGAUUAGCCUCAGACUAGUUUAGUUUUUACUUCGUGCAACUGUACUUGUGUUACAGAGCGAAGACUAAAGUUCACUCUGUAACACAAGUACACACAAACACGCACACACACACACACACACUCACACACACUGAGAGAGCGGAUGAACGGUGAGAUUAGCCUCAGACUAGUUUACAGAACGAAGUUUAGUCUUCGUUCUGUAACACAAAUACACACGCACACACUCUCACACACACACACACACACACACACACACACACACUGUCUGAGCGGAUGAACAGUGAGAUUAGCCUCAGACUAGUUUAGUUUUUACUUUGUGCAACUGUACUUGUGUUACAGAGCGAAGACUAAACUUCACACGCACACACACACACACACACACUUACACACACGUUUGUGCUUUCUACUGUGUAUACCAGACAUUUAAAGCAGUGGUUGUUCUUCAUUCACAGUCAAACAAUCUUUUUUUUUUUCAAUAAUUGUAGUUCAUUCUUUUUACUGUAGAUUUUUAUUAUAUAUAUAUAUAUAUAUUUGUAUAUUUUUUACGACUGAAACCCAGAUUGAAGUUCUGAAAUUCCUCUAUGUACAAUACUGUGUAAAUAUUUUUUUUUUUUCCAAAAAAAGGCAAGACGUGUAUUUAUUUGCUGAAAUGUCUCGUGUGUUUUUUUUGUUUUUUUUCUCCUGUUUCCUGUCACACACACACACACACACACACACAAAGUGCUCGGACGCGAGGUCAGAUUCAGAGCUCCUCUCUCCGCUUCCCGUGGAAACGUACAAACGAGCUCCAUCGGUCGAAGCUGUUACAUUAAAGACCUGACGCACACGUUUCUUCCAACACAACCAUCGGCUGACGUGUCGAGAGAGAGAGAAGGGAGAUUUGUUCAAAGCCUCUUUCUUUUCAGGUUUAUUCCUCUGCUGUGAUACAAUCUGUCAUAUUAUUAUCUAUCUAUUUAUUGAGAGCUGAGUUGUUUCUACACCGUGUCUCCAACAUGUUUAACUGCUGAACUGGUGCAACAAUAAACUGGGAGAAAAGCAACUAAA
This is a messenger RNA of Scophthalmus maximus (turbot), 4051 nucleotides long. It is a transcript of the gene bmp7b, whose product is annotated as bone morphogenetic protein 7b. Gene Ontology annotation, biological process: SMAD protein signal transduction. The record is from RefSeq and is a predicted model, not a curated record. Gene Ontology annotation, cellular component: extracellular region. The coding region runs from base 1647 to 2930 and encodes 427 amino acids. Lineage: Eukaryota; Metazoa; Chordata; Actinopteri; Pleuronectiformes; Scophthalmidae. Gene Ontology annotation, molecular function: cytokine activity; growth factor activity. The transcript is spliced from 11 exons.